GGCUUGGAACUAGAGUGAAAUGGAGAAAUUCAGGAGCAGUUCAAAAUUCCUGAUGAUGCAUGAAAUCCAGCAACCAGCUGAGCAUCAAGUUCAUGCAGCUGAACAAUCUGUUGAGCCCCAGUCUGCAACACACGAAUUCCAGGACAGAGGUCAUGACAAGCCAGGUCAAGAUGGGUAUACCCGAAGUCAAAGAAGAAUGUUUAAAAAAUCCCAAAGCAGAUAUCUAGCAAGGAAGUUUUUCUAUCUAUGGGCAAAAAUGACAUUUGGACAAGUUCUCCCUUCCAAAGCCAGAUGUUUUUAUGAUCAGAAGAUUCUUCAAAAAACUUUUGGAACAUGGAAGGAGCAGUGGACAGUUUGCAGAGAAAAGAAGCUCAGCCUCAGAGCAGACAACUAUAGGCAUUUACUCCUUAAUUUGAUACUUAAGGCUUGGAGAGCCUAUGUAUGCCAACAGCAAGGAAAGAGGAAAAAGUAUUAUGUUGCAGAGUCUCAUGCAAAGAAGCAAACUCUGCUCAGGACCUGGCAGCACUGGCUGGUUUAUGUUGAUGUUCAAAGGACAAAACAUGGGAUGCAGUCUGUGGCACUGGGUUUCAGGGAAAGAAGCUGUUUGUGUAUUUCAUGGGCAGUGUGGAGAAGACAGCACUACCUGAAAUGCUCUGGACAUAAAAUGAAUAUUUUGGCUCUGCAGCACUGGGCCCAGAGCUUGCAGUUUCGAGCUUGGUUGCAGUGGCGAGAGCUGUAUUUACACACCCAGGAUGAGAAGCAGAAGGACACCAGGGCAGUAACUCACCAUCAGCACUGGGAAUUGAGGAGAUGUGUGGGAGCAUGGCUGGGAUACCUGAACCUCCACAGAGUAAAGAAACGCCAGAAUGAGCUGGCGCAGGAGUUUCACCGAAGCCGGAUGCUCCGGAGGUGCUUCUCUGAUUGGCAGCUGUCAUGGGAGAGCAGGAGAAGAAUGCAUGCUCACCAAAGGGACCUGGAAAAACACGCAGCAAGGAUUGCCUUAUGGAGAGUCUUUGCACACUGGAAGCAUUAUGUUGUGCUGUGUGUGGAAGAGGCUCGCCAGUGUGAGCUGGCUGAAAAGCACUACAAGUGUCACCUGUUGGAACUUGGCCUUAAGGGUCUUCAGCAGAAUGUCCUGGACACUCGUGUUCAGCGAAUAAGAACGAAUCUGUCAUCCCAUCAGCAUCGAGUCACAGUGCUGCAGAAGUACUGGAACCAUUGGAAAUCCAGUUUGGAAGAGAAGGAGGAAGAACAGCAGCAGGCCUUAACAUCAGUAGCUCGUGCCCGUUAUAGGAGGGUGUUGAUGAGACAGGUAUUUGACACAUGGCUGCUGAAGGUCUGCACGCUGCAAGAAUAUCGAACGGGAGAGAAGAAGGCUGUCCUUCAUUUCCAGAGGCAGCUUCUGGGCUGCUUCUGGUGCUGCUGGCGUAGAAGAGCAGCUGCAUGUUUGGAGGAGCAGGAGGGCUUGGUUCGUGCAGGAGAUCACUACAGCAACCAGCUGCUGCUAAAGGCCUUCUGUCUGUGGAAACAAAAGACUCAGGAGAGAGAAACAGAGAGGCUCAAGGAGAGAGAAGCUUUAAGAUUUCACUGUUCAAAGUGUCUGCAGCAGACUUGGAACAAGUGGAGAGAGUAUGUGGGACAUCAGCGUGAGAAAUGGAGGAAGUUGGUGCAAGCAGACCUGCACUAUCGACAUGUGUUGCUGGGCAAGACCUUAGCAGCUUGGAAGAUUUACCAACAAAACAUACAGUGCAUUCUGUAUCAAGUAGCUGAGAAGGAGACACAGCACACUCGACUGCUGCUGCGACAGGUACUGUGUAUGUGGAGAGAAAAUGUCCUUGCUCUUAUACAUGAAUCUAAGGCAACUAUUCAGGCAGAUGAGCACUACAGGAGAGCGAUCCUGUCGAAGAUGUUGCUGCAGUGGCGAGAUGCUUCCUGGCUACGAGCGUGUCACCGCCAUCUAAAGGUGACAGCUGUGGUGGAGGCCAGAAAACAUUUGGAUUUAGUGCAUUUACAGAGCCUGUUUCUUCACUGGAAGGAAUUAAUGAGGGAGUCUCUGAUGCUGAGGGCUCAGCACCGCAGGGCAGCAGAGCACCACCAGCAGCACCUGCUCCAGAAGUACCUGGUGAAAUGGAAAAAAUAUCAUCAGCAGUGCCUUGGGAAAAAGUUGCUGCGGAGAAGGGGAGAUGAACUAAUGGCUCAUAGACUUUGCUCUGCCUCCUUCUUCUGCUGGAAAACUCGACUGUUGCAGCAGCAAUGGGAAAAGCAGAAGACAGUACAAGCAUUGUGGCACUGGUCCCUUUCAGUGCAGAGAAAGGUAUUUGAUGCUUGGCUCAGCUUUGCCAAGGGAAAGCAAGAGAAGAAAUAUGGCAUUGAAAAAGUCACAGGAGUUCACCCAACUCCUCUGAGAGAAGGUGUAACUCAUGCCUUGAGAAACACUGCUGGCAUCAGACAGCUGCAGGGACAGCUCCAUACCCAGCACCAGCUGGAGAAGCAAGUGACAUUUAAAAGGCCUGAUGUUAGUCCUGAGACAAGAGGACAUUCAUCAGAGGAAGAGCCAUGGCCUUCAAGAUGCAGACAUCUACCACUUCACCCUGCUGAGGGGGGCUCAGUUCUCUGUGGCCUAAAUGCCAUUCAAUGAGCCAGGUUACCACCACAGAAACCUGAUUUCCCUCUGGAACCUCUAGAAAGCAAAGAACUGCUGGGACCUCCUUUUACUAGGUCAGAGGUGCCCUUUCAGCUAACAUCUGUGAAUAAAUGUCCUGCACAGACUGGGAACUUAAUGCUGACACCUCAUGUGGAAGAAAGUACCUGUAAAUGUCUAUCUCAGAUGGGUAAUGCUGCUCAUCCCCAUCCCUCUCUCACUUGUGCUUCUCUCCCCCUGUGGACACAGGACAUGCACCAAGCUGGGCAGGGGCCAGAGCUGUGGUCUCCUGCAUCUUUCAUGUCCCAAGUGAAAGCUGGCUCAGAAGAGAGAGGAGGUCAACCUGUGAAUUGUCACAAAGGAGCCUAUUCCCAAGACUCUGAACAGAAUUCUGUGGAGAAGUUGCAACUAAAUUUGCUUCCACAAUUGCUGUCACCUGAAGACUUGGUGGGAAAAGGGAGUCACCAGACUACAGCUGAAGGGGGAAAAAGGGACCACAGUUCCAGAGGAGAAAUCUUGGAGAGAAAGGUGGAAGUUGAACUCCGACAUAUCCAGCAGCAGAUGCAGUACUACUACAGCAGGAAGCAGGAACUCAAGUGCUGUCAGCAGCAGGCACAGAUUCUGCAGCAGUGGCUUGAAAUGAGCAUGCAACCAGGAGCCCAAGCUGGUGUACAAGGACUUCAGGAAGAAUUGGGUCAGCUGCAGGUGAGGAUCAGCACUCUCACCAGAGCACAGCUGGCCGACAGACAGCAUGUGCAGGCCCUGCUUGCCCGCCUCAGAGAGCUCCAGCUUGCCCUGGCUCUGUAGUGCAUCUACCACCUUCUCAGCUCAGGGGUAGGACUUUUUGCCCCUUUCAUAGCAGAGGACGAUGGAAGAGAUGUAUCCAUUCACUUAAUUCUAUGUAUGGCAUUCAUUUUUGAUAAAUUAUGUUA
Cinclus cinclus is the source of this 3573-nucleotide messenger RNA. It is a transcript of the gene SFI1, whose product is annotated as SFI1 centrin binding protein. The record is from RefSeq and is a predicted model, not a curated record. NCBI's taxonomy places the organism in Eukaryota, Metazoa, Chordata, Aves, Passeriformes, Cinclidae. The transcript has 30 exons. Gene Ontology annotation, molecular function: phosphatase binding.